Molecule: messenger RNA, 258 nt
Organism: Chilo suppressalis (striped riceborer)
Lineage: Eukaryota; Metazoa; Arthropoda; Insecta; Lepidoptera; Crambidae
Source: the annotation of a GenBank genome assembly
AUGUAUGAUUUAUAUAAAGAAACUACAACUGAACCCAUAAGUAAAACAGUGUACAAUCACGUGCUCAAGACUUUAAAUUUAUCAUUCAAACAGCCUUCGGUAGACACAUGCCAGAAAUGUGAUAGACUGAACAAGCAGUUGGAAACUGCAACGUCUGAUGAAGUCAAGGCUGAAAUAAAAUCCCACUUGCAAGAACACCAAAAUAGCGCGACUUUCGCUUAUGAUCUGAAAGAAAAAGAUAAAAAUCAUGCAAAAUAA